GGAAGUCGAGGGUCGUUUGGGAUUCAGCCCCAGUUUUUCGGCUGCCUGUGUUUAGCCGAUCUGAAUUGUGCUAAUUCUGACAUUUAACUCCGGAAACACAAAUGUAAAAGCGCUAACAGCCUCCAAAGGGCGAAUAUCAAGCUCGGCGCUACUUUAGCUGUCAGACAGCGGUGCGAGUGAGCAGCCAUGUCUCGGGUGGUGAAAAAGCGACAGGCCGACCCCAAAGUGGUGCAGUAUGUGUGGUCGGCCAUCAAAGUGAUCCGCAGCCAGAAACAGAUCGCUAACAUGGAUCGAAUCUCAAAGUAUUUGACCCGUGUGUACGGGAUGCACCCCAAAGAAACAUCCAGGCAGCUGGUGCUAGCGGUGAAGGACGGCCUCGUGGUGGAGACGCUCACUGUGGGCUGUAAAGGCUCGAAAGCUGGAGUGGAGCAGGAGGGCUACUGGCUGCCUGGAGAUGAAAUGGAGCAGAUGUCUGAGGGAAAUAAGGACUGGGAGGCAGAGAGUCACGACUGGUACUGUUUCGAGUGUCACCUCCCAGGAGAUGUGCUGGAGUGCGACAGUUGCUUCCGUGUCUAUCACCUCCGCUGUCUCACUGACGAGCUCCGGCCCAGAGACACCACGUCACACUGGCAGUGUGCUGUCUGCCGGGGCAGUAAAAGGAGGAACUUUACUAAGCAGGAAAUGGUCAUAUAUCUGAGGUUCAUUCUUGCACGUAUGAAAGAAAGGGCCAUCGACCUGCACAAGAGAGGCAAAGAGACAAAGCAGGCCGUGUACCGGAGGCUGAUUCACACAGCACUGGAUGUGGAUAACAUUCAGGAGAAUAUUUCUGAGGGCAAGUACAAGAAUUUUGAGGAGUUUAAAGCAGACGCUCAGCUGAUUGUCCACAACACAGCGAUUCUGCACGGAGCACGUAGUGAUCAGACUGAAAUCGCCAGACUUCUCUACAACGACACAUGCCAUGAGUUGAAUGAGUUGCUGUUGUGCAGAAACUGUUUCCAUCUGUCCAACGCUCGGCCUGAUAACUGGUUCUGUUAUCCCUGUGUUCCCAGUCAUGAGCUGGUGUGGGCCAGAAUGAAGGGUUUUGGUUACUGGCCGGCCAAAGUGAUGCAGCGAGAAGGGAACCAGGUUGAUGUUCGCUUCUUUGGUCACCAGCACCAAAGAGCCUGGAUCCCUUCAGACAACAUCCAGGAGAUUUCAGUGAACGUGCAGCAGCUUCAGGUGAAGCGCAGUAGUGGUUGGAAGAAGGCGUGUGAGGAACUCGAGCUGCACCAGCGCUUCCUCCGUGAGGGACGUACAUGGAAGGGAUGCACAGACGAGCGGCAGGACGAGGCAGAGUCCAGCAUCUCCUCCACCAGCAACGAGCAGUCUAAGAGUAAUCAAGAGCCGAAAGCUAAAAAGAGCCGCCGUUCCCAACCACCAGAGCCCAAAGAGGAGCAGGAGCCUGAGCCCGAGGUGGAAGCGGUGAGUUCGAGUCAGGAGAUUCCCACCGCGGCUCCUCACCAGCCUGAGCGCAUGUCCGUCUCAACACAAACCAAAAAGUCUCCCUCAUCAUCUUCCUCUCCCGCUCCCCGCAUGCUGCACCGUGCCACACAGACGCUUAAUGAGGGCAGCUGUCAAAACAUGUGCCAUGACAAGUACACCAAAAUCUUCAGUGACGUCAAGGAGAUGAUGAAGGCUGAAAACAAGCGUGAGACAGAGCGAGUGCUGAAGGAGGCACUGGACAAGCUGAGGGUGGAGAUGGAGGAGGAGAAGAGGCAGGCGGUGAGUAAAGCGGUGGCGAACACACAAGCGGAGAUGGAGCGCAAAUGUAAGCAGGUGAAGGAGAAGUGUAAAGAGGAGCUGAUGGAGGAGAUGAAGAAGAUGGUAAACCAACACAAGCAGCUCAUCUCUCAGACUAAGAAGAAACAGUGGUGUUAUAACUGUGAGGAGGAGGCCAUGUACCACUGCUGCUGGAACACGUCGUACUGCUCCAUCAAGUGUCAGCAGGAACACUGGCACGCCGAUCACAAACGCACCUGUCGCAGGAAGAGAUGAGCUGCAGCUGGUCACAGCGCCCCCUUUUAGCUCCACUCAUCUACAUGCCACGCUGUUGGAUGAUUUCCCGUCACCCCAAGUUUUAAACACUUUCCUCAAUAUGGACUAUUUUCUCAGUGAACCUGAGGCAUAACAUAGCGAGGAACCGAUUUUACCUUUUAUUUUAUUUUAUUAUAUUUUAUGUAAAUCUCUUAUUUGCUGUAAAAUGAAAAGAGCCUUGCUUGCCUACAAACUAACUGAAAUGUGAAGUAAUAACCUUUUUAAACAUGUGAUUCUGAAUCACUUGCUGUGUAGAUAUUUGACUUUUCUAUAUGCAGACGGUGUUUUGCCUCCUGUGUUGAUGGACGUCUGUGUUUUACUGAGUUUGUUUUUAGGGAUUUUGUUGGUUGUGAUGCAUCAUGUUUUGGGAACAGGGUUGAAGAUGGCAGGUCAUUUCUGUCGGGAAAAAAAAACAAUCUUCCAUUUAUGAAUAUGCACAUUUUAUGUUACACUUUAAUAUAGAAAAAAAUACCUUUUAAUGAGACCAGAUUAUUUAUGUGCUAAUUUUGGGCCCAUGCUCUAUCAUUAGUGUUUUUGAGUCGAACUUUCAUGAGAUGUUACUGUGUGAAACACAUCCUGAUCUUCAUGUUUCUGUUUCACACUUCACUGCAUGGAAGUUAUGGAUGGAAAGGAAAUUGUAAGUUCCACAUUUCAGCAUCAGUUUCAUUUGAAAAGGUUCAGAAUUGAGAAAUGAGCUGUACAGAAAUCGGAGUAAAUUCUACAUUGAACAUUGAUUUGAAACAAACCGUUAACAUGCACUCCAUUUCCGUUGUGUAUUUGGAAAGAGAAAAGAAAAAGUCAGAUUAUUCAAAUGCUUUGAUGAGUUUGAGAGGCUGAUGUAGAAUCAGCUGAAUGAUGAAGGAAACCUGAGAUCAGUUAUUCAUCAGCUUUAUUUUUAACUCCUGUGUUUAUUGCAUUUGAGAAUCUUCUGUUCUUCCUCUCUGUUCGUCACUGUUGCACUACGUGUAAAUAAACAUCUGCCGCUAAACGUGACUGUUUUAAGAUUUGCACGUCAGCAGCAUUAUGUACAUUUCAUGAAUGCAUUAACUGUAUUUGAUUUUGUCAAAAACUAAACAAAGAAUUAUUUGUUAUUCUGGGAAAAUAUCUCAUUCCAGUGCGCAUGAAAACUUGCUUGAGUUUAUUCUCCGCUUCUUGUUUUUCUCCUCGCUGCUGGAUUUCUGCAGUGAAUUCGACUGCAUUUUUCUCUUUUUGUUUUUUAAAGGAAACUUGACUUCAUUUUGUAAUUGCAGAUUUUUUUGUAUUGUGGGCAACAUUAUGACUACUGAAAGUGCAACCGAGUCCGAGCCUGGUGUUUCCUUUCAGAUGUGCGUUUGGAGUCAUGUGGUGUAAAAGUCCUGCCCCUUCUGGGUGUGUCUGUAUGAGACGCCCCACCCCGCAUUACACUCUGUAACAGUAACUCUGUAUAAUAAACAAUAAACAUAUCAAACCCCUUCAA
This is a messenger RNA of Pangasianodon hypophthalmus (striped catfish), 3529 nucleotides long. It is a transcript of the gene zmynd11, whose product is annotated as zinc finger, MYND-type containing 11. NCBI's taxonomy places the organism in Eukaryota, Metazoa, Chordata, Actinopteri, Siluriformes, Pangasiidae. Bases 187 to 2034 code for a protein of 615 amino acids. Gene Ontology annotation, biological process: regulation of transcription elongation by RNA polymerase II. The transcript is spliced from 16 exons. The record is from RefSeq and is a predicted model, not a curated record. Gene Ontology annotation, molecular function: DNA binding; transcription corepressor activity; protein binding.